Messenger RNA from Guyanagaster necrorhizus, 864 nucleotides. Its product is annotated as DUF1295-domain-containing protein. NCBI's taxonomy places the organism in Eukaryota, Fungi, Basidiomycota, Agaricomycetes, Agaricales, Physalacriaceae. The record is from RefSeq and is a predicted model, not a curated record. Bases 1 to 864 code for a protein of 287 amino acids. The transcript has 6 exons. Gene Ontology annotation, cellular component: membrane.
AUGGCAGUAUUCUCUCGUCUGCUUCCCUCGCUUGCUAGUGCGUAUGCAUUGCAAACUUUAUUUGCCUUGGCCUUUGUACCCCAGCAGAACGAGACAUACUUUGACUUGGGGGGUUCUCUCGGAUUUCUAUCAACGACAUAUAUCUCGCUCUAUUACCCGGCACUGAAGGCCAAGUUCUGGGAUGGCCUGUCGACACACCUGCCAGCCUUGUCAUCCUUUGCUCCUCGACAGCUUAUCCUCAGCGCAGCCGUUGGAAUAUGGGCGUCACGAAUGGGUAUCUUCUUGGUUUCUAGGGCGAUCAAAGCUGGCGGAGAUUCUAGAUUCGACGAAAUCAAGCGCAAGCCAGGGGUGUUCAGUUGCUACUGGUUCGGUCAAGCCUCUUGGGUCUUCCUCACCGGACUGCCUGUUUAUCUGUGCAACACCCUUCCAUCACACCUUCACCCGGCGCUCAGGAUGCAAGACUACGCCGCACUUGGUCUCAUUGCCGGGUCUUUCCUAUUCGAAGUGAUAGCAGACUACCAAAAAUCUUCUUGGCGACACAAGAAGAAUAGCAAACAACAUGACGAGAAGUUCAUUACAGGCGGCUUAUGGAGCAUCAGCAGACAUCCCAAUUAUCUCGGUGAACUCGGUAUCUGGACAGGCAUCUGGGCGCUGUCUUCCUCGGCGCUACGAACCCCAUAUUUCCCUAGGGGCACAAUCCUUUUGGCUUCGCUCAGUCCAGCGAUGACGUAUUUCCUCCUUCGAAAGCUUUCUGGUGUACCACCUCUCGAACGUCAAGCUCAGAAGCGCUGGGGAGACGAUUCCCAAUGGAAAGAAUACAAGAACUCUGUUCCUGUCUUCUGGCCUUGGUACAAGGAAGCCUAA